Molecule: messenger RNA, 1740 nt
Organism: Petromyzon marinus (sea lamprey)
Lineage: Eukaryota; Metazoa; Chordata; Hyperoartia; Petromyzontiformes; Petromyzontidae
Product: chymotrypsin-like elastase family member 2A
Biological process (GO): proteolysis
Molecular function (GO): serine-type endopeptidase activity
Source: RefSeq, a predicted model, not a curated record
GCUUUCAACCCCGUGGUGAAGUGUGGGGGCUUUCAAUCCCGUGGUGAAGUGUGGGGGCUUUCAAUCCCGCGGUGAAGUGUGGGGGCUUUCAACCCCGUGGUAAAGUGUGGGGGUUCUCAAUCCUGCAGUGAGUUGACAAAGAGCUAAAAUGAACACGAGAAAGGUGUUUCAGUUGAAUAGCCCGGCUGCGUCAACACCACGGUGCAUGAGGCGUGUCUCCGUGUAGCCUCAGCGCACACCCAGACAGAUUCAUUUGCUGGGGUGUGUGGAGGUGGCUUGGCAGGGUUCAGCGCUCCUUCACAGAACCUCCUCGUUCAGCAUCUGCUGGUAGCGUUGGUCACUGUGCGAAGUCAUCAGCCUGCGAUAGGGACGAACAAUGGGCACGCAGUGGGCGCAGAUCGCCCUGCUCCUCCAGCUGAGCAGCGUGGCGCUUGCAGUUCCAUCAACGAGAACCAUCCAGUUCUCUGGGUACGAAGGCAACGUGUCUUCCCGAGACCAUGUCCCAAACGACACAGAUGUGGAUUUCACCUUCCUCAUUGUGGCCGUCUCCCGAAAGGUCAUCAAAAUCAAGUUUGAAUGGCUCAGCCUGCGGGAAGACGCGGUGUGCGCCAACGAGAGCCUCUCCGUUCUGGACGGAGCAGCGAGGGCCAACGCGCUGGCCGUGCUCUGUGGGACCUCCAUGCCCUCCGUCUCUUUCAAGUCCACGCAGAGCAACCUGACGCUGGUGCUGAGGUCCACGGGGCCCCUUGUGGAAAGGGGCUUCAGGCUCAAGUACAGCUCUGUCACAGCCACGCCAUCAUCUGCAGCCUGCGGAAAGACAUCAGACUGGAGGAACUUCCCUUGGGAUGUGCAGCUGUUCUUCAACAGUCGCUUUGCGGCCAACGGCACGAUUAUCGGCAGGAGGUGGAUCCUAACGACCGCUAAGCAAAUCGUCACUGCCCAAGGCGUCCCGAAAUGGACCAUCAGGUACAGCGAUGGUGUGUUCCACAGCGUGGGAAUCAUUGCAGUGCACAGCCGAUUCAACGCAAGCAUGCACGACUACAACGUCGCCGUGGUGGAGCUGAGCAAAGCAGUGCCGUUCUCGGACGCAGUGAGUGCGGUGUGCCUGCCUCACGCCACGCGGCCUGCCCCUGCUGCAGGGAAAGUCUGCUACCUGGGAAAUGGGUACGGACUUCCCUUGGGAAUACUCAGCCAGAGUGACUGCGCCUCUGCGCAGUUCUACGGCAGCACCGUAUCAAGCCGCAUGCUCUGCGCACAGAACAUUGAGCACAGCGGGUGCUGGGCAAACUCGGCCCAGUCACUGGUGUGCAGAGAGGAGGACGACAGGUGGUAUGUUACUGGCCUGGCCAGCUGGGGCAACCAAUGCAACUACCUACCAGCACGUGCAUAUCCCGGCGUCUUCACUAGGGUCUACAAGUUCCUCGGUUUCAUCGAGGGCAUCGCAAACUGACACCGAAAACAUCGCUCUAAAACGGCUCGGCAUACUCCUCCACCGGAGCAGCGCUGCUACACACAGUGCAUGUCGUCUCCGUGCUAUCCAAACUGGACACGGUUCGCUCAGCAGUCGCCGAGGUACAUCGAGGUGGUAUAUCGAGUUGGGUUUCGUUCACCGCAUCGCCACAUUCGAGGCGAACUGUAGGAUACAUUGUUCGUAGAAACUAAUUUUAAGUAAAGUUGUAGAGGAAUGUCAUGUUACGUACAGUACAUUUAGUACGAGUGUAGUUUGAUGGACACAGUUGA